AUGCACGUUCCCCACGCCAGAGAUGUCGCAAAGGCGCCCUCAGCUGCGGAAGACCCAAAAGAUAUGGAAAAAAAUAACAAUAGAAACAUUAACAACAACAACAAGAAAAGGAAAAAGAAGAAAAAGAACCAGCAAGAGGCUCCACUGUCUAUUGACGACGUGGAGGAGUUGAGUCGAAGACGUGAGCAGCUGCAGAGUGACUUGGAGACUUCCCUCGCUCGCAUCGCGGAGAUACAGGCGUGGAUUCGACAAAAAAAUGACGAAAGUCAUGACCAGAACGCCGAUGCAAAAGUCUCUCAUCGACAGCAGCAAUUGGAGUGCGCAUUGCAGGAACUCACGGCUGCACGUGCCGCAGUGUGGGCAAUGCCUGUGGGUCUAUGGAAGGACCUUUACAGUUUGCGCCAUCCGCCGUCUGCCGUUGCUGCGAUCGUCAAGACCGCCGUGUGUUUGUUGGGCGAGCGGUUAUACAUGUCCUGGGAGCACUGCUGUGGCAUUAGGGAUUUGCGGCGGCGGAUUGUGAAACGCGAGCCAUCAGCCGUGACGGCUGCGGAGCUUGCGACGGUGCAGCGGUGCGAUUUAAAACUUAAAUGGUCGCAUGAUCGUGUUGUGCGUGUGCAUCCGACGUUGGGGCCGCUGCACCAGUGGAUCGCCGCCAUGCUGAGGGCGAGCAAGGCCGCUGCGAAAGCAGGCGGCGAAAAGAAGGAAUUGGGAGAGGACGGUGAGCGGAAGAGCGCCGCUGCGGCCGCCGAGACGGCCGCUCUCAUGCGAGAGAUGGAGGAGCACGCGGAGUACGUGCAGCUGGCGAGGGAGGAGCUGGCGGCGAUUGAUGCGUUGCUGCGAGAUGCCACCCACGAGGCGGACGUGCAUGACGCGAGUGUGGAGACGCCAUGCUCGUCACCGAAGACGCGCAGCAACAUGACUUUUUUGCUAACGGACGCCUCGACGAGGCCACAAACGGAGUCGUUGGCUUCCGGCAGAAGUUCCACGUUAUCUGCGACAGAAAAAGGCUCCGUUAGGCAGCAGUCAUUGAGACAGCAGGAGUCACGGAAUGCGGAUGUGGCCGAUGCCGUUCGUUCCUCCACCUUCUCCUUUUCCUUUUCUUUCUCUGCUGCCGCUGCUGCUUCUACUUCUACUGCUGCUGCAGGCGUGCCUUCCGUCGUGCCCCGCUUGCGGCUCGAGUCCUGUGGUGUGGGGAAUGUUGAAAGCAACACCGGCAUGGCGGGGGGUGUUGUCAGGAGCGACACCCCGCGGGUCAUUCGAGCGCGGUUUGAGGAGUUGCGUGCAAGUCCACGUAUUCGAAGUCCGCGUUUGGGCCGUCCCGUCACUGUACACAGUGCACGCCUUGUUGAGGGCUCUACAUGCAAAAAUUCGAAGACUUUUCUAGAUUCCGUUUCCCCAUGCGGCACCGCUGCUCUCCUGCAAGAACGGGCCGAUCUGUUGCAACGUGUGCACGACCUGGAGGACAGGCUGAAGGAGGCGUACCAUCGCAAUCCAUCCAUGGCGGAGUUUCAGCUCAUGCGUGAUGAGAUGACGGCGGCAAAGCAGGAGCUAUUGGCGUUGCGUGUAGAACACAGUCAGUUACUUGGACAGACAAAACGGUGCUCACUCUAUAGACUCCGUGUUCCACGUGAAAACGGAGCACAGGAUGAGUCAUGCGAUGGGGAUGGUGGCGCGGCCGCCACGACCAUACGGGAGUUGGAGGAGCAGUUGCGUGCGGCACACGAAAAGAUUCAACAGCUAGAGGCGCAGGCCGCCUUGAAUACGCUUCGGGGGAUGAAUGCAUCCGUUUCUUCAGAGUACAGUGACCGCUUGACCCAAACAGGCGGAGACAACCCUCUUAAUGCGCAUGCCACUUUGCCGACGGGGGGCGGUGAGGGCAAUGCGGUGAGUUGUGCCCCAACACUGCGGCAACAACAACAGCAACAAAUGCAGCAGCAGAAGCGCCUGGACGAUGCGCUACAGCAGUUGGAAGCGCAACGGGACGCUCUCGCCGUGUCGGAGGAGCGUCUCAAUCAGGAGAUGCAUGCCCAUCACGCCAGGCAGCAGCAGGUGCGGCAGCUACAGGAGGAACUCACGACGGUUUGGAGGCGACUAGAGAGCGCGGAGCAUCAACUGAGGCUGACGCUUGAAGAGCGUGAUGACAAAAUGGAGGGACGGGGUGGUGUUGCCACUCGUCGUUCAAUGCCGGGGGAGUCACGAGAUGUUGCCGCCUCGCUGCAUUACGAAUUGAAGCAACUCCAUCAGCGCGAUGUGGCGAACCAACAGACGAUUGAGCGGCUGCGCGUCGAGUUGGCCACACUGAGGCGGCGUCGGGCGGAGGAGCGUCAGCGGCAGAAGGAGCUGCGUGCUGCACGAGCCGCCAUGUUGGAGCGGCUUGAGAAGACUUUUGCCGAGGCGUUACGGCGGCAGGACUGCAGCAUGCGGGCCAUUCCACAGGCACUUGCACGUGCGCGAAAUGAGUUGGGGCAGCUCAACAUGCAGCGGAGCUAA
Molecule: messenger RNA, 2490 nt
Organism: Trypanosoma cruzi
Lineage: Eukaryota; Euglenozoa; Kinetoplastea; Trypanosomatida; Trypanosomatidae
Exons: 1
Coding region: 1-2490 (829 amino acids)
Source: RefSeq, a predicted model, not a curated record